Molecule: messenger RNA, 510 nt
Organism: Penicillium angulare
Lineage: Eukaryota; Fungi; Ascomycota; Eurotiomycetes; Eurotiales; Aspergillaceae
Product: mitochondrial carrier
Exons: 2
Coding region: 1-510 (169 amino acids)
Biological process (GO): mitochondrial citrate transmembrane transport
Source: RefSeq, a predicted model, not a curated record
AUGUCUCCUCGAAAGCAAGUUUCAUCAUGGCAGUCUAUAUUAGCAGGAGCCGCUGCUGGCGGCUUUGAGAGCUUGAUCACCUACUCAACCGAGUAUCUUAAGACAUACCAACAGCUCUCGAGGGCCGGUAGCAUCAAUCGACAAUCACUCAUCCAACUCCUGGCUUCUACAACUCACCAGCAAGAAAUCGGUACUCUUUACACCGGCGCUGGAGCUUUCUGUGUCUCAAAUGCGUCAAAAUCUUCCAUUUGUUUCUUUCCAUUCGACACGGUGCGGCAAUUUAUGCUAAUUGACCAAACGGGUAAAGUCGCAACAUUAGGGAAUAUGUGUGCGGGUCUGAUGGCAGGAGUGGCAGAGGCCGUGGUGGUAGUGACUCCCGAUGAAACGAUCAAGACAAAAAGGAUUGACGAUCGGGCUGGACCCAAGCUAUAUAGAUCCACUAUAUAUGGGAUUGUCUCCAUAUUCCGCAAGGAAGGCUUACCGGGACUAUAUCGGGGUGUGACCCUGUGA